CCUCGCCGCCGGCCACCGCAAUGGCCGCCCCAGCCACGCCGCGCCUCCUCCUCUCGCCGACCUCCAGGGACCUCCUCACCGGCAGCUCCUUCGCCUCGCCGCCUUCCCCCAGCUCCCCCGACCCCGCCUCCCCGCUCGACGCCUUCGCGUCCGACCCCGUCCUCUCCGCCUUCCUCUCCCCGUCCUUCUCCCCCUCCGACUUCUCCUCCGCCGCGCUCUCCUCCGGCCUCGCCGCCUCCCGCGCCGAGCAGCUGCAGGAGGCCAUCCGCCUCCUCCGCCGCCACCUCCGCGCCGAGGUGCUCCGCCGCCACCCGCUGCUCCUCUCCCACCUCCUCUCCCUCCGCUCCGCCAACGCCUCCCUCUCAACCCUCCCCUCCAACCUCCGCCUCCUCUUCUCCCACCUCUCCCUGCUCUCCUCCCACCUCUCCGCGCCGCGCUCCCACCUCGCGCUCUCCUCCUCCUCCCUCUCCAGCCUGCUCGCCACCGCCGACCUCCUCCUCCACUCCCACCGCCUCGUCCGCCUCUCCACGCGCCUCCUCGCCUCCUCCCCCGCCCCCGACCUCGCGCGCCAGGCCGAGCUCCACCGCGAGAUCCGCCUCCUCUACGACGAGAAGAACCUCUCCGGCAUCAAUGCCGUCGACGAGGAGAUGCGGAAGGUUGACGCUGCCGCCUCCAAGCUCCGAUCGGAGGCCAGCGCCGUCAUCGACCGUGGCAUCGCCGAGUCCAACCAGAACGACGUCUGGUGCGGCCUGCAGGUGUACUACAACCUCGGGGAGCUGAAGCCAGCAGUCGAGGGGCUCGUGGGGAAAUGCAAGGCAGCAGGGGCCAAGAGCGUGACUGUGGCACUGGACAUGAAGGCAAUAUCGAUGGCUGGUGGCGGAGGUGGCCCUGGAGGCGUGCAGAGAAGUGGCACGCCGCAGCUUGGUGGCAGCAAGAGGGCGGCGGAUGCACUCUGGGAAAGGAUGAGGCAGUGCAUGGAGGACCUGCACAGGGCAGUCACCGCUGCAUGGCAGCUGCAGACCGUGCUCACCAAGAAGCGUGUGCCCUUCACGCAAAUGCUCUUCCUCGAGGAGGUUUGGCAGGAAGGUGAGCCUCUAUUGACGGAGAGAGUAUGGGAUGCCAUUGUUAAGGCCUUUGCAAGCCAGCUGAAAUCGGUAUUUACUGCAUCAAGCUUUGUCAAGGAAGUAUUUACUCUUGGAUAUCCGAGACUCUUCUCCAUGAUUGAGAACCUUCUUGAGAGGAUUUCAAGAGAUACCGAUGUAAAGGGUACCCUUCCAGCACUUACUCUUGAGGGAAAAGAUCACAUGGUUGCAGCUAUUGGGAUAUUCCAGAACGCAUUUUUGGCUCUCAGUCAGAGUCGCCUUUCUGAUUAUAUCAAUAGCAUAUUUCCUAUGUCAAACCGGGGAAGCAUACCUUCAAAGGAUCAAAUAUCAAGGUUAAUAUCUCGAAUCCAAGAGGAAAUUGAAGUUGUGAGAACUCACGGGCAUUUACUGCUUCUUGUUCUACGUGAAAUCGGGAAGAUCUUGCUUCUUUUAGCACAAAGGGCUGAAUAUCAGAUCUCUACUGGUCCUGAAGCUCGUCAAGUUACUGGCACAGUGACUCCAGCUCAAUUAAAAAACUUUGCUCUGUGUCUACACCUCCAUGAGGUUCACACACGCAUUUCAAGCAUCUUGUCAACACUCCCAAAUGUUGCUUCUGAAGUCCUUUCGCCAUCUCUUGGGGUAAUAUACGGUGUCGCUUGUGAUUCGGUAACCUCCCUAUUCCAAGCAAUGCUCGAUCGUCUGGAGUCCUGCAUCCUUCAAAUGCACGAGCAAGACUUUGGAGCUCAUGGAAUGGAUGGGGGGAUGGAUAACAAUGCAUCGGCUUACAUGGAGGAGCUUCAGAAGUGUGCCAUCCACUUCCGAAGCGAGUUCCUGUCAAAGCUUCUGCCAUCGUCAGCCUCCCGUUCAGAGACCAUAUGUACCAUAAUGGUCAGAAGGAUGGCCUCGAGGAUCCUUAUAUUCUUCAUAAGACAUGCUUCUCUUGUUAGGCCACUCUCUGAAGCAGGGAAGUUGAGAAUGGCUAGGGACAUGGCCGAGUUGGAGCUGGCUGUUGGCCAGAAUCUGUUUCCAGUGGAGCAGCUGGGUCCGCCAUACCGGGCGUUGCGUGCAUUCCGCCCUGUCCUAUUCCUGGAGACAUCUCAGCUUGAGAACUCUCCACUCCUUCAGGACUUGCCACCCAGUGUGAUCCUGCACCACUUAUAUUCUCGAGGACCGGAUGACCUACAAUCGCCUUUACAGCGAAACAAGCUGACGCCCCUGCAGUACUCUCUGUGGCUUGAUUCACAAGGCGAGGAUCAGAUCUGGAAGGGUGUGAAGGCAACCCUGGACGACUACGAGAUGAAGGUCCGGUCUCGUGGAGACAAGGAGUUCAGUCCAGUGUACCCUCUCAUGUGUCAGAUUGGAUCUGCAUUGUCACAGGCCACACCCUGACAUGUGUUCGAUUCAGCAGCGCAUCGUAUAGUUGUAUCACAAUAUCCUGUAGCCAUUGAUUGUGGAGAGAUCGGCUGAGCCUCGGCAUAGAUUCUAUACUCGUGAAAUAGCAUUUGUAUUUCUUUUCACACACAAAAUUGUUGGAAGUACAGACUGUGUUCCCCCGUAUCUAUUGUCAUGUUCUGAUAUGUU
Messenger RNA from Lolium rigidum, 2663 nucleotides. RefSeq names its product conserved oligomeric Golgi complex subunit 5-like. Lineage: Eukaryota; Viridiplantae; Streptophyta; Magnoliopsida; Poales; Poaceae. Gene Ontology annotation, biological process: intra-Golgi vesicle-mediated transport. Gene Ontology annotation, cellular component: COG complex. The coding region runs from base 21 to 2471 and encodes 816 amino acids. The record is from RefSeq and is a predicted model, not a curated record. The transcript is spliced from 3 exons.